Messenger RNA from Phaethon lepturus (White-tailed tropicbird), 1653 nucleotides. Its product is annotated as superkiller viralicidic activity 2-like 2. Gene Ontology annotation, cellular component: nucleus. Gene Ontology annotation, biological process: RNA catabolic process; maturation of 5.8S rRNA. The record is from RefSeq and is a predicted model, not a curated record. Gene Ontology annotation, molecular function: RNA helicase activity. The transcript is spliced from 12 exons. NCBI's taxonomy places the organism in Eukaryota, Metazoa, Chordata, Aves, Phaethontiformes, Phaethontidae. The annotation marks the transcript as partial.
GGUUCAGCUGAUCCUUUGAACAGUGCAUUUCACCUGACAUACAACAUGGUAUUGAACUUGCUUCGAGUAGAGGAGAUUAACCCUGAAUACAUGUUAGAAAAAUCCUUCUAUCAGUUCCAACAUUACAGAACUAUUCCGGAAAUAGUAGAAAGAGUGAAUAAUUUGGAAGGACAGUACAACAAAAUAGCAAUUCCCAAUGAAGAAAAUGUGGUCAUAUACUACAAAAUCCGACAGCAGCUUGCAAAACUGGGUAAAGAGAUUGAAGAAUAUGUUCACAAACCAAAGUAUUGCUUGCCUUUUCUACAGCCAGGAAGACUGGUAAAGGUGAAGAACGAAGGUGAUGACUUUGGAUGGGGAGUGGUUGUUAAUUUCUCUAAGAAAUCGAAUGUUAAGCCAAAUUCUGGUGAAUUGGACCCAUUAUAUGUAGUUGAAGUGCUACUGCACUGCAGCAAAGAGAGUUUGAAAAAUUCUGCUACUGAGGCUGCAAAGCCCGCCAGACCUGAUGAGAAAGGAGAGAUGCAGGUUGUUCCUGUUUUGGUACAUCUUCUCUCAGCUAUCAGCAGUGUUCGACUUUACAUACCGAAAGACUUGAGGCCUAUUGACAACAGGCAAAGUGUGUUAAAAUCUAUACAAGAAGUACAGAAGCGAUUUCCAGAUGGAGUACCACUACUAGACCCCAUUGAUGACAUGGGCAUCAAAGAUCAAGGACUGAAAAAAGUAAUCCAAAAAGUAGAGGCAUUUGAGCAUAGGAUGUAUUCACAUCCUCUUCACAACGAUCCCAACUUGGAAACCGUAUACAAACUUUGUGAAAAAAAAGCACAGAUUGCUAUGGACAUUAAAGCAGCAAAGCGAGAACUGAAAAAAGCCAGAACUGUGUUACAAAUGGAUGAACUCAAAUGCCGCAAGCGUGUUUUGAGAAGGCUGGGGUUUGCCACAUCUUCAGAUGUUAUUGAGAUGAAAGGACGAGUUGCUUGUGAAAUCAGCAGUGCUGAUGAACUACUCCUGACAGAAAUGAUGUUCAAUGGUCUCUUCAAUGACUUAUCUGCAGAACAGGCAACUGCACUCCUAAGCUGUUUUGUAUUUCAAGAGAAUUCCAGUGAAAUGCCAAAAUUGACAGAGCAGUUGGCAGGACCCCUUCGGCAAAUGCAGGAGUGUGCAAAAAGAAUUGCCAAGGUAUCAGCAGAAGCAAAACUGGAAAUUGAUGAAGAAAAUUACUUAAAUUCUUUCAGACCCAACCUAAUGGAUGUUGUAUAUACGUGGGCAAAUGGAGCUAACUUUGCUCACAUCUGCAAAAUGACUGACGUCUUUGAAGGUAGCAUAAUUCGUUGCAUGAGGAGACUAGAAGAAUUGCUUCGGCAGAUGUGUCAGGCUGCAAAAGCCAUUGGAAAUACAGAGUUGGAAAAUAAGUUUGCAGAGGGGAUUACAAAAAUCAAGAGAGAUAUUGUGUUUGCUGCAAGCCUUUACCUGUAACAGAAGAUACCUUCUAAAAACAUUACUAGAUUCACAUUAUGGAGCAAGUUCAUCAGCUUCACAUGCUACGUCCAUCUCAAGUCAUUAUUUUUUUUAAUGGUGUGUAUUUAAACCACAGUUGUUUCAACAAGGCAUGUACAAACAGCAGUGUAUGUAAUAUAACUGUUACUAUGUUUCCAAUAA